Cryphonectria parasitica EP155 is the source of this 1530-nucleotide messenger RNA. RefSeq lists its product as uncharacterized. Gene Ontology annotation, biological process: proteasome-mediated ubiquitin-dependent protein catabolic process. Gene Ontology annotation, molecular function: ubiquitin protein ligase activity; protein binding. Bases 1 to 1224 code for a protein of 407 amino acids. Lineage: Eukaryota; Fungi; Ascomycota; Sordariomycetes; Diaporthales; Cryphonectriaceae. The record is from RefSeq and is a predicted model, not a curated record. Gene Ontology annotation, cellular component: GID complex; nucleus; cytoplasm. The transcript has 3 exons.
AUGUGCGACCACCUAGUCACCAAGAUUGACCACCCCAACCAUCUCCUCCUUGACCAGCCGCUCGUGCGUCUCCCCUAUGAGCUCCUCCACACCAACUUCCGAGCAGCCCGCUUCACUGUCGAGAAGGAAGGCUCCUCGAUCAAGAAGACCCUCAAGGACUCGGCCAACACCGCUCUGAAGGGUGGCACAACUCCUGGCGAUGUCCUCAAGAAUCUCGACACCAUGAUCGCACGCAUGCGUGGCAUCAAGCGUAAGCUAUCGGCGUGUGCCGACGAGGAGGCUCGCCUGUAUCGGCAGGUGGACGCCAGGGCGAAGCACCUGAGCGAGCUGCACGACAUUCGCGUCUUCGAGGAUGUCAAGUACGAGCAGUGGAGCCGCGUCAGGCUCGAUAGGCUGCUGGUGGACUACCUGAUGAGGCAGGGUUACGAGGAGAGUGCCAAGGCGCUGGCCGAGAAGAAGGGGGUUGGUGACCUAGUGGACAUUCAGACGUUCCAGCAGGUGAACCGCAUACGCCAGAGCCUGCUAGACCACAGCGUGAAGGAGGCACUGGAUUGGUGCACUGAGAACAAGAAGGAGCUGAGGAAAAUGGAUAGCAACCUCGAGUUCCAACUGCGCUUCCAACAGUACAUUGAGUUAGUCCGCACUCAGAACGAGGAGAAGCUCCUCGAAGCCAUCGCCUUCGCUCGCAAGUAUCUGUUCCCCUUCGAGAAGACGUUCCCGGACGAGUACGCCCAAGCAGGAGUCCUGCUCGCCUGCCCACCGGAUGCCAUCGACAUCGAGCACAAGUCGAUGUACUCCCAUGCCCGGUGGGAUCAGCUCGCCGAGAUCUUUGUCAACACGCACAACACCCUCCUGGGCCUGCCCUCGUUUCCUGUGCUGCACAUUGCCCUGCAGUCGGGCCUGUCCGCGCUCAAGACACCCGCCUGCCACAGCCCCAACACCACCAACGGCAUGCCCGCCGCCCGCUCGACGGGCCUGACAAGCUCUGUGUGUCCCAUCUGCUCCAGAGAGCUGAACGAGCUGGCGCGCAGCGUGCCGUACGCGCACCACAGCCAGAGCCAUGUCGAACAUGACCUGCUCAUGCUCCCCAGCGGCAGGGUCUAUGCUCGAGCGCGGCUGGAAGAGUAUGCACGCAAGGCAGGAGUGCCGGAGGGGAAGGUCAAGGAUCUGUGGACUGGGGACGUUGUUGCUGAGGAUGAUCUGAAGAAGAUUUAUAUCACUUAAAGGGUGGUGGUGAUGGUCACCAGUUGUUUUGCUCUGCCGUGCAUUGACACGUCAGUCUGUGGACAUGGAUGCUGGCUGGGGCUUUGGGGUGUUUUUCUGUCGCCCAUAGCAAUGCUUUAUAUGGUAGCGCUGUUGAUGAUUAUCUGUACUUUUUUUUUUCAAAAAAAAAAGCAUAGCGGGGCAUGGAUAUGGAUGGUAAAGAACCUGGCGUUUUGGAACACGUCAUGACCAUUGGCGUCUGCUCUUAUUAUUAUCAAGAGAAGGCACAUCGCCAUAGUGCUCCUCUCAGCAAUAUCACUUUCUAUG